This is a messenger RNA of Dermacentor andersoni, 10094 nucleotides long. RefSeq names its product gamma-aminobutyric acid receptor alpha-like. Gene Ontology annotation, molecular function: extracellular ligand-gated monoatomic ion channel activity; GABA-A receptor activity. Lineage: Eukaryota; Metazoa; Arthropoda; Arachnida; Ixodida; Ixodidae. Gene Ontology annotation, biological process: monoatomic ion transmembrane transport. The record is from RefSeq and is a predicted model, not a curated record. Gene Ontology annotation, cellular component: membrane.
CAUCUUUGAGGAAGGGAAAGGCGCGCUGGGGAAGGGCGAGGGCGGAAAGUCAGGGAAGAAGGGAGGCCGGGAAAGAGAAGGGGAGCUUGGGGAACGAGAGUAGGGACGGAGGGGUAGGUUGGAAGGGAAGUAAGUAGGAGCCGAAGGCAGUCGCCAGAAGUGAGGGUCGCCGGCUGUCGGUGGGGCGUCCCAGCAGUGUUGGCUCCACGAGCGGAGCGUCAAAGUCGCGCGCGGUUGUCGACGCGCCACUUUAAGAUGGACUUUGAGCCGCCCUGACGAGCAGGAGAGGACGACGACGCCACGCUUCCCGAACCGGACGCUGCACUAUCGUGUCUUGUCAGAUUGUUCCCGUUUUCGUUACACUUCGGUAACCCCCUCCCCCCUCUCCUUCAACCCUCGUUCUGCUAUACUCUAAUAAUUUGUGCGGCCGAUGUGUAUCUUCGUGACUUUUUUUUUUCUUUUGCGCGUGGGCAAUUCCCGAACGUGAUCUUACUGGACACAUUAAGCAGUGUAAGAAUGAACUGAAACUAUCGAUCGAGCAACUCUGAGGUGUAGUUUUCGGUUUGUUUAUCUAGUGUCGAACUUCGGCUGCUUGUGCCAAACUCUUUCAGGUGUACUUUUGUGACCGAAGCUGUGGGAGUCUGCAAAGACUGCGACUGCAAAGUGGUGGAGAUCCGUUCUUAUGCUGACUUGCCUGGCAAGUCUGUUUUGGCAUGCUGCACUGGGUACCACAGCUGGUCCCGCUCUUCUUCACAACAACGUUGCUGCCUUCGGUCAUGAGCGUCACAAUGGCUUACAGCAUCGGCAGGUCCAGCAAACAGAACAACAAGAAUGUGUCAUUACUGCUGGACAGUAUCUUGCAAGGUUACAACCAUCAUGUUAGGCCAGGAAGAGUGGACACGCCAACGGAUGUUUAUAUUGAUAUUGAAGUACGCAGCAUGGGACCGGUGUCUGAAGUUGAUAUGACGUACUCGAUGGACUGCUAUUUCCGGCAAAGCUGGAUCGACCGCCGUCUGGCUUUCCGCGGAUCCAUGCCGUCUAUGACCCUGUCCAUAUCCAUGCUACAGAAGAUAUGGCGACCGGACACAUCGUUCCUGAACGGCAAGCACUCUUACCUACACACAAUCACUCAGCCCAACAAGUUCGUCCGCCUGGCACAGGAUGGCACGGUGCUCUACUCGUCAAGGCUGACUGUGAGUGCGAGCUGCCCCAUGAAUUUGGAAAAAUUCCCCAUGGACACCCAACGCUGUCCUCUUCGCAUCGGAAGCUCUGGGUAUCCUGCAAAGGACGUGAUGUUUCGCUGGAAUCCGAAACGACGAGUGGUGAUUGCGUCGGAUAUGAAACUGAACCAAUUUGACCUCGUUCGAACGCCAACUGAUAAUCAGAGCGACUAUUCCAGGAAAGAAGGGCCGUUCGCAAUGCUGCUGGUGAGCUUCCAGCUGAAGCGUCACAUGGGCUACUUCCUGAUCGAGGUGUACGCACCCUGCACGCUGCUAGUGGUGCUCUCCUGGGUGUCCUUCUGGAUCAACCGCGAGGCCACCGCCGACAGGAUUGCCCUCGGUGUGACCACCAUCCUUACGAUGACGUUUCUUGCACUAGAGAGUCGAAAUGAUUUGCCAAAAGUUCCUUACUGCACUGCCCUGGAUUACUACGUCGCCAUCGGCUUUGGUUUUGUCUUCGCCACCAUUGUCGAAUUCGCUAUCGUCCAUUAUUUCACGAAGGUUGGAAGCGGAGAGUUCUAUUACUGCCCGGAGAUGGAAACCGAACGCAUGAGAGCGUCAACGGAAGACAGCGGUGAUGAAGAAAGCGGUAGCGACGAGCAGCAGCCUUUAGAAUCUGCGGCCUACAGGGAGGCCGGAGAUCACUGCCAGAGGUUGCAUCCUAAGAAGAUGAUCUCGUUACCAAGCAACGCCAUCUAUUGCACCGAUGCCGAACGACCCGAAGCCACGGUGGCCUUCGUCGAGUCUCCCGACUCCACGCCUCCCGGGGACGCGGUAGCGGCCGGCUCGCUCAACGGCCGGCUCGAAGCUGCCGCCGAUCAGCCCGCGUACCCCGCGCAGCGGGGGUCGACGAGGCGCACCUCGAUACGCGGCGGCAGCAGGAGGAGCCUGAGGCAGCGAGACCACCGUCGCCAGAGGCGGCCGUCGAUGAUCGCCCGGCGCCGCAUGUCCAGCCAGAUCCAGGAACUGUGGAUCAACAGCGUCAGCAAGGUCGACAGGGUCUCCAGGGUCGUCUUCCCGCUGGCGUUCAUCGUGGUCAACACGGUGUACUGGCUCACGUACUUCCGAGACGACGAGGACAGCUGAUGGCGUCGCGUCCGCGGGCGCGUCGCCCCCGAAGCGGCACGCCUGCACGCGCGCUUGCUGCUCGUCGAACUCGCGCGCCCGGUGAUGGCGCGCGAGGCCGUACGCGGGUGAUCGUUGAUAAAUUUCUUCGCGUUCUAGCUAACUGGUUAUGAGAAAGGGGUCAUUCGAGGAAAACGCUACAGAUAGUGAGCUUGUACUUCUUUCGCGCGUGGUAUUUGAAACCAGGUGGAUGCGAGGAAGCGACGAACGAAAGUAAAAAAAAAAAAGAAAAGAAAAGCGCUAAAGAGCACUCGAGGUGGUUCAAGGCAUUGCUUCAAACAUACGAGACAAAUAAAGUCGUGAUAUUGUUAUCGGACAGGAAACCUCGUGCGCAUUUAAGGAAACGUCUGCUUCGUAGGAAGAACGCGCCUAACGCGCCGUUGGCCCCGAGUGCCCUCUGCCAUCGCGAUGUGUCAUGAAUAUUAGUGGGUGGCACGUUCAUUAGCUCGAGUUAGCUGAUCUAUACAUACAUCUCAUCACGUUCGAGCUCGUGGUUUGUACAACAUUAGAGCGCUGACUGAAUUGCCCGCUGUGAACGACUUCUCCGCUAUUGCCGGUAUCAGAUACUCGGCGGGAUGGAUGAUAAGAAGGGGCCAGAAUGUGAUUAAUAGAAUCCUCACAAAAUGCAGUCUCUGGGUCAUGUAUACGUGACCUCUGCAGCCCUUGUGCGCGAUUACUUAAGAACCAUGUCAAGGGGGUCUAGUCGGUCAUCAAUUGUUAUAAUGGGACCAGCUACAAUACUGGAUACCAUGGUGUUAGGACAUGAUGCCAUGCUUAGGUUUUAACUACGUGCAAAUUUCAUCAUCCAUAGCCCAUCGCCGUUCUUAUCGCACACUCUGGCGUCUUUCACGGCACCAGGUUCCAGCGACGGGGCAGUUAUGGCAUGAAAAAAGAAUUCCUGUGGAACGAGCUUCCCUCGACACACUUAACAUCGUGCAUAUUUCUGGUAUAGUCGCGUGGCGUGUUAUCAUGUCAGCGAUAAGGAGUCUUCAGAUUUUUGUGGAGCUUUUUUAGAUAGCAGAGACCACAUUGUAUUCCCUUCCGCACCCUAUCUUCGCUUUUCAUUAUUUGUGAUACACGAGAGAGCACACACGUGAAAGGCAAAUACCAUACGACAUGACUCGACCGCAUCACUACGAGCGCUGACAAGCCGUGACAUUGAUUAGCAGUCGUGCGUUUGAGUUAAUUGAACACGAAGCAAAACGCUUGUCUAGUGCUGCCCAAAGAAAGAAACACAAAUGGUGGAAACUCUACGUUGGUGUAAUCUGGCAACUCCCGUGACCAUCUUUCCACAGUGACCAAAUAGAACUUGCUAGCCGUCCUCAAUUUUGUAGUCGUGAUUGAAAAGUUGAAAAAGAAUAUCUAUAUAUAUAUAUAUAUGUUACGUGUUUGUUAUAUGCAGUGAUAUAGUUACAUAUAAUUUAUAUGCUCUACUUCGAGGCAUAAAUACUAAGUACGUUGACGUUUAUGCACUGACAGAUGUUUUUUCUUCUUGCUGCCCUGACUUGACGAAAACUGUCGUCACAGUGUCGCAACGAUGUUUCAGAGAGAGUCUGCCAUUGAGGCAAAUAGGCAGCAGCAAAAUAGACAGCUGAACGAGAUGGCGUUUAAACACGGCGCAGGUGAGACAGUGCGCGUAAAAGACAGACAGAAUACCACACGAGCAUUUGUUUGGACAUUUUAAGCAUGCAAUUUCACCUUUGAACAGCACUUACCCUGCAGCAAGUCUGAAAAGAAAAUGGCAGUUUCGCCCGAAGAGCGAAGCAUUCGCAGUGAUAACAAGAUGCUCCUUUUGUUCGGGGCCUCGACCGUGGGAUUCAGCCACAGGGAUGUUUGCUCCGCACUUAAGAAAUUUCUUAUGGAGUCCAACUGAAUGCACGGUUACAUUUAUAUAUAUGUAUUUUCUUGUGAGUCCUCUUCAACUAAUGAUUACUGAUUCUUCCUACUAGUAUUGCUUUCAUUUUAAGCAUGCAAUUUCACCUUUGAACAGCACUUACCCUGCAGCAGUUCUGAAAUUUUAGUUGGGAUUACAGCUUGGAAUUAUCUGCCCAUUUCUCUUCCAAGUGCCCAUAUUGAGUAGGAGCGCCACGAGUCAGAUAGAUAACAAAGAUAACAACCGCUCCUUGAACGGUGUUCAAGCUACACGCGGGUGCGACAUAUUGGCGCCACGCAGCACGCAAGGCAGCUCCUGCCAGGUGGACGGAACAAGGAUAGAUACACGAAUAUUUCUAGCCCUGUCACGCAGACGCUAGGUAUAAUUACGGUGAGCUCAGCGUCUCCAACGGUUCCUUUUUCCUUCAUUUUUUCCCCCCGGUUUUCGUUAAGAUCUACGUUUCCAAUUAAAUUGUUUGUACUCUGAAUAGCGGGGGUAGAAUAUAAUGAAAGGAAAUUCACGAUUUUUUAGUUGCCUUUGACCCGGGGCCUUCAACUACCACUGCUCGCCUGCGCUUCAUGAGGCCGCGCAGAACUAAUCAGGCAUGUUAACAAGACAGUAAAGAUACUUGUUGAGAGAUGUGGGGGGGGGGGGGUUACAUCCAGGUUGGUAUUGAUUACACUUCUAUAAUUGAAUAUAGGUUAGUUUGACUGGAAGCUUGUGUUCCGUACGCAGGCGGGACAGCACAGUGAAAGGCAGUUGGCAAGACCCCCCCCUCCCAUCUUUCAUUUCCCGCAUCAGUUGCCUGUGAGGUCACAAGUUGGGUCAGUGUUCUCUAAGAGUUUCUAAAAAGUAAGAUUUAUGAAAAACGAAAGUAAGCUUACAUUGAACAUGCCUAAAUUCGUGGUCUUUUCCUACGACUUCCUUUUUAUUUUUUUAUUACUCGCCCCCAGUACAGGGUAGAGAGCCGGACGUGCAGUCUGGUCCGCUAAAAAAAAAAAGAAAAAAAAAAGAAGAAACAAGGAGGAGAGAAAAAAAAAAAAAACAGCUUCAGGUGAGAUCACACCGGCGGUCAAUUUAAUCAAAAGAUAAGGUGAAAUCAGUGUCUUAAGAGUGACGUCACGAGCUUUGCAGUAUGCUUGACGUGCGAAAUGCAACAAGAGAAACACUUGUCUUCAGCUUAUCCACUUAUAAUGACCCCCUUCAGCCAAUGAAAAAUCGGCACACAGAGUUUCAAAUCAUAAUCGGCAAGUCUAAGCUGAUUUAAUGUUCAUCUUUGGAGUGUCAGGGCUUUGGCCGAAAUGAUGGGGCAAGAAAGAUUUAAACGACCUAUAGUCUUUCAUAUGGAAGGCAUGUUCGCUGAUGGGCACAGCUUUCAUAAAGUUACUUGGGCUUGCGCAAACAUGUCGAAGCGCCUUCUGACAUUCCCCCCCCCCCCCCCCCCUUUUUUUUUUCAAACCCAUAAUUAAGGUUAUUCGGGUGUUGACUAACGUAUGCUCGCUAAUCGCUCGUACGACUUAAGCGCCAACUCAAGCAUAUCCAGUUUGCAUACCUUUAGGACGAUACAGUGGCCUCGACACGUCCGCAACGCGAGACACCCACGCAUUCCCACCGCAGCUGCGCUUAAAAUCCAAAUCGAUACGGGUAAACAGCUUCAGGUGAUAUCACGCCGGAGGGUCAAUUUAGUGAAGCCGCGUACUCUCAUUUAUGCUCUGCGUAGUCGAACGAAAAUGAAGCAGUAAGGAAAAAGUUCAAGCGAGAUUAACCGAACGCAGUGAAGCGGAGCGAAGGCAAGUGCCUUCAUUAGGAGCUAAUACCUCCAGCGACGCAUGAAAAUAGUUUCGGUAAGAAAAAGAAAAUGCGAAGAGAAACACUAAAAGUAAAGAAAAAAGAAAGAUGCGCCAAGGACUAGGUGACGAUGUAGCAGUAAGAAGACAGCUCAUUCUCGGCGGUUAGGGUGUUGGCACAUCUUCAGCGGGGAAAAUUGGUCUUUAAUUGAUGUGGGCAGGCUGCGGAAGAAAUCCGACUGUUCGCAGGAUAACAUGCACCUCUAUUUGACGGUGAUCGUGCGUGCGCCCGCCCGGGCUGAGCUCAUACGGCGGUGCUCGCUUGACGACGCAAGCGAUGCGGCGUCUAUUUGAGGGCAUAUCCUAGGGCUUAUAGGGACGUUAGGCGACCAUUAACCCUGCCGACAACUGUAAUUCGUGAUCUCUUUUACCACCGGCAAAGUGGGCUCGCUCAUGCGUCCGCUACUCGCUCAUUCUCGCUCUAGGCGUCUCGCUAACGUCGCCGCCAGAAUGUGCUUGUCCUGCGGGCCUCUGGUCCAUUCGUACGUUAUUGGCACGCGCUGCGUACCAUACGUAAUGGUGUCAAAUCAACUAGCCUUCCAGGAACGACCUUAUGAAAAGUUAAAUGAAUGAACUGCGACUUGCGUGGUUUGAUCCUUGUUCGGGGAGUCACGAAUUUGGGCACGUUACUGAACGGUCUGGUGUCGUUGCCAGACUAGUACGUCAUAGCAAGGUUCACGAAGAUGAAAGUUGCCUGAUCGGGUAGGUUCAGCUUGUCCCUUACUGAUGCAUUCUUACUUUCGUUUUCAACACCAAAGACAGCGGAGAUAGAUAAACGAAGAGGGAAAGGUAGGGAGGUUAACCAAGGACGGGACCACUUGGCUUCCCUACACUUUGGUGAGGGAGAGGGGAAUUGGGAAGAAUAGGUAAGAAGGAAAGAUAAAAAAAAAACAAAGAUUCAGUCACUGUGAACAUAUUCGCCCAGGAAUGUCCGCUGUCACAAGCGUUUGUACAGUCCAGUCACCUUCGGGAGGCGCAAAAGAGCUUGACGUCGUGCAUGAAAAUAUGUAUAGGCCAUUAUUCCAGGAUCUUUUCCUCCAAAAGCGCUCUAUUAUCCAAUCAACCGGCCGAGUCUAACUUGUCGAACACUUCGUUGAGCGUCAAAGGACGCGCGGGUUGAGCAGAGAAAGUUCUCUAUUGUUUUGUCGCACUUGCGCAAAUUGCACGCCGCACUGUUGGCCAUUCCUAAUAGGAAUGAAUAGGCAUUUGUGAAUGCGAGGUCACGCCCCAUGUGACACUAUAAAGUUGUUUUGCGACGGGAGAGUCCAGGUGGAAGGCAAAGUCACAAGUUGCGAUGGGAGAGUCCAGGUGGAAGGCGAAGUCGCAAGUUAGGGUGCAGAGAAUACAAACGUGAUUGAAUAGUGUCGGGCUCAACACUGCGCCUUCUUGAACACCACGACUGGAGAAAUAUCUGUUUUUCGGGCCAUUUUCUGUAAGAACAAACACAUACCUCUUUGAGAGAUAGCUUCUAAUCUAUCGAAAAAUAUGGCCUCCAAGUUCUGCAGUAAUAAGAGCUCGGAUAAUGAUUUCGUUAGUUACGUUUUCGUAAGCACCUUUUACCUCUAAGAACAGUGCUGUAGAGAGACGCUUCGUAGAUUUCUGUUGCUGCGUGGAGGAGAGCAGAGCCCGUAUUCAGAAAAAGCUCUCAGGCUAGAAUUGUUCGUAAGAUGAAAUUCUAGCCAAUCCUGACGCUGGGCAUCUUAUUAGCGAAGGCUGCCAGCGAAUGUCAAGAAGAGUACUUGCGAGAGAAAAGCUUUGUGAAUUCAGCCCCAGAGAUACGAUUCUCCAGCCGAGCGAUCUUUAAUGCCUUGAAGAUAAUUUUGCUUACCGCUGUCAAUAAGGACUUCCUCUAAGUACAAUUUGCAAAACAAUGCUUUUUUAUUUUACUCUCAAAUGUUACAUCAUUGCACUCACGCUUCGUGAAGGCGAGUCUGUCGAAAGCCUAAAAUUCUGUUGAUGUAUGCAACGGUAGACGAACUUUGCAUGUAGAGAUUUAGUACUUUUACAGGAGUGUACACUCACAUGUAAAAUGUAAUCAUGAUUGUUUAAGUGUUCAUACAGCUGAAAUUUGUAAUCAAGGCCUGAAAGACAAUCUUUCAUGCAUAGAUAUCUACGCUAGCUGUCAUAUUGGUCUUUUUCUUCACAUAAAGCGGAAUGCAUCUUAAAUUUAAGUUAAAACGAAUACCACUGAAGCGUCUCCUAAAACGGCCCGGCAUGUCUGCACUUUCGCAUGCAGUAUGCAAGGUGUGUAGCGUCACAGAUAAAAGCAAGAAUGCACCCCGUUGUUAAACUUAGGUGUUCCGAGGUGUCUGGAAGAAACGUACGGUGCGAUGUUGAAGUGAUUCCUUUGGUAUAGUUUCAGCUGUGUUGAACGACAUUUGAAAAGUAGGAAAAAUGUCACUGGACAGGUAAUUAAUGAAAAAUACACAAGUUGUUGACUUGAAAGAAUAGAAACCUCAACUUAAAUACAUUUGUAUUACUUUUUCGGGUGCAUUCGGCACACAUUUACGUACACUUGAUCGACGCUUCUAUGACGCUUAGUUGACGCGUCAAGUUGAAAUGCACAGCAUAUGCAGCGCAACUGCUUUGCUCGGAGGAAACGUCCCUCGUCUACGGCAAGCUUGUUCUAAACAUAGGCCUGCUAUGAUCGCGGCCAGAAAGAAGGGACUGCCCAAGGCGAUUCGGCAAAGACAGAAAGAAAACGUCUGUGAAGACCGGCACUAUAGGCCGGCCACCGUUGGGAACUCGUAGUUGUCGAGACGGUGAGGACGGCGACUUACGCAAGCGCAGGAAGUUCCCUCCUCAUGCGCUAAUUUUCGGUUUCGAGUGGUGAAUAAGCCGGAGUUAACCGCGCCAGUAGCAUUACCACGUAGCAAACGGUAGCCGCGUUUGCAUGAAUGAGACAGUAUAGCGCACCGAAUUUCUCACAAGCUGCCAUCCGGCGCCACGAUCGCGCAGGUUGGCGGCGUCUUGCACAACAUCCAAGCUGCGCUUCUCCUUAAGAAGAGCGCAUCGGCAGAACACCAUGCGACCGCGUUUACACGGGGAGCACCCGCCUUAUUCCGAAAGAGCCAGAACACGUGUGUAGAGAACGCGUUUCGGCCCGUAAGUGGAGGAGUGGGCACGGCGGCAGCCCCAUCACUUUUACUCUCUAUCUCGAUGCGAUACGCCAACGUUUACACGCAUCACGAGAGACGACUUACUCCGUCUCGAACUCCCUUGUCGAAUUAAUGCGAUUCGCCUUCGUAGAACAUUAAGAGCCUUUUACGCGAAUGCGAUGCUCUAGAUAUACGACGCGAUGCGCCACUAGUCGCGUUCAUGUGAAUGCCGCGUAUCAAACUGUACGUGUAUGUAAUAGACUGAGAAAGCGCUAGAAGUUUGCCACUACGAUGCAAAGUGCGAAUGUUGCCCAGGUUGUAAAGCUAACUAUCGCAUUUCUUGUUUAUUGUUUAUUCAAUGGGAAAUAUUGAGGCUUUCUUUUUUUAAAUAUGAGAAGGGCUGUAUUAAGGUAAAGUAGAAUCCACCACCAUUAUAUAGCGGGACUGAAGUUAUCCGGAAGAACUCACUCAAAUGCUUCUCCAUGACCUAUAUUUAGGCAUUUUUUGGACAUUUCAGCUGAAAAAAACAAUUGUAUAGGGAGUGUUAGUCGGAAAAAGGGCUCGCAGUUUUGUUUUAUUAAGUGACGUACCUUUUUUGCUUGACUUAAGACGCUUGUUAUUUGGAAAAUUCCUCAGUCCACCAAGAAUUGUAAGUGAGGAAAGAAUUUUGUUACAAACGAAACUAUUAGAAACAUAUUAGAAAUGCGAGCGUGUUAUCCAAAUUAAAGUGGGACAUCGGCACAAGCCAUCCGUCUGAGUCUAUGAUUGUUGCUGCUUCUUUUCUCUGCCUUUGCUGAAGCUUCACUGCUGCAUGAACUCUCGGGGACACGGGAGGGUGAUGAAUAAAUGCCUUUAUUUUCUUUCCGUGGAUGCGUCAGGCCGUCAUUACAAGUGCCGGAAUGAUCAAUAAAGGUUUGUUUUUGUUGUCGAA